Molecule: messenger RNA, 483 nt
Organism: Botrytis fragariae
Lineage: Eukaryota; Fungi; Ascomycota; Leotiomycetes; Helotiales; Sclerotiniaceae
Exons: 2
Coding region: 1-483 (160 amino acids)
Source: RefSeq, a predicted model, not a curated record
AUGAUCUCCUUACGCUACAACAGAAUCAUUAUCCUUUUCAUCCUACUCACUCUUACCUUCACAAACAUUGUCCACGGAAGUCUUUGUAUCAGUCUGCCUCAAAUAAUGACAAGCCGAGGUCAAGCUAAUCCAACCAGAACAAGCAGUUCUCACCUCGGCUCCUUUUUUUCACCCAGCUCGAGUACCACUACUUGGAAAUCUGCAUCCUCAACCUAUACUCAAACUCUGCCUGGCUGCUGCUUUCGGAGCAAUGGGAUUCCAGGAUCAUGUGAGACUCAAUCCACAUGUAAGCCGCAAACAGGAAUUCCAGCAACGUCAACCACAGUACAGACUUCAAACCCUACCAUAUCCGCAACUCCAAAUCAUAGUCCAAGCCCAAGUCAUAGUUCAGGACGGCGGAGCAUGGAGCUGGACACCUCUCUACUGCGGUCUUUGGCUGUGUUGGGAUUGAUUUCGAUGGCCAUGAGUUAUUUGUUUUUCUGA